CUGGGGUCACUCAACCCCCAGAACUCAACCCCAACAACACAUAACCUCAAAUAGCAACAACAAACAUUGAAGAAUGUUAUAAAUAAUGUAUCCCGCAAAUCAUAAAACAGUUUUCGUGUUGGAUCACACUCCGUACUUUGGAAUCUCCACAGAAAGUCCAUUGGAGUUCGAGUGUUUGAAGGGUAGAGGACAAAAUCAAAUUCCUUUAGCACCAAUUUGUAAAUCAUUAUGGACAACGAGUGUGGAGUCAUCGAUGGAGUAUUGUCGAAUUGUCUGGGAUUUAUUUCCAUCGGGGAAAUUGGUCAGAUUUGUUGUGAGCGACCAUGCAGCCCACAUUUUGAACACUUGGAGUCCCCUGCAGCAAAAUUUAUCCCACAUAAUGAAUGGAAUGGCGAUUAUUGGAGUUCCUCCAAGAGGUCAUCAACCAGGAGUUGAUUUCUCGGUGAUCCAUGGUCUCAGAGUUGCUAUCGAAGCGCUUACAGAAUGCUCUGAAAUUCAACACAGUAAAAAAUCGGAGAAUCCCACAAAAUUUAAGAACAGAGGUCGAGUUAUUUGUAUCACCAGUGCCAGGGACAACAUAAAUAUGAAGAGUUUGGAAAAUAUUUUUCUCAAUCAAUUGACGCAGCAGAACAAGAUAGCUGCUGGAUCAGAUACAUCAAUACCGAUUAAUCACUGUCACCUCGUCAUCUUAAACAUCUUUCCAGUGAACAUAGAAUCUCAAGUUACUAGCCAAAGUCCAAGAGAAGUUUCUCCAUUACUCACCAUGGAAGUGCAUUCAAUGAAAGCAACAGCCCUCCAUUCCAAGCUGUCCCAUCUAAUAUUAUCUCACUACGACCUGGCAAGCACCACAGUCACCGGAAUACCCAUGAAAGAGGAACAGAAUGCAAGUUCAUCAGCUAAUUAUGAUGUGGAAAUAUUUCAUUCCCUCAGCGCUCAUACGUCAAUUUUAAAUGGCAAUCCCCAGGACUCAGCCCUCAUAAAAACAUUCAGAAGAUUCGAGGAGGGCUCUGAAUAUGAAACUGUGACAUUGAAGUGGUGCACACCAAGGGGCUGCAGUGCCUCGGAGAUGCAAAAUUGUACAGCGAUGCACAGGAUAACCCCUGUGGACGUAAAUAGUCGGCCAUCCUCGUGUCUCAUCAAUUUUCUACUCAAUGGACGUUCCGUUAUGCUCGAGAUGGCACGAAAAAGUGGCGGAAAAACGAUAUCCCAUUUGUUAGCUGCUCAUGGAGGUGAAAUAUUCAUUCAUACGUUAUCAACAGCGCGAAGUGUCUUGGAGGACCCCCCAUCAAUCAGUGAGGGAUGUGGUGGGAGGGUCACUGAUUAUAGAAUAACGGAUUUUGGAGCCCUCAUGAAGAGCAAUAUUUUGGUGCCACUUAAACGCUGCUCCAAUGGAGAAGGGGAUGGUACGUCAACACAAAUGAGAGCAAGACUUGAGAAACACACGAGAUACUGGCCGAUGACGAUUUCAAACACGCUGAUAUUUAAUUUGAAGCAGAUAAUUGACCCAUUGCCAGAAAUAAUGGUAAAAGAGGAGCUAUCUAAAGACGAACUGGUUAAAUGCAAACAAUUGAUCUUCAGUUUGCUCCAGCUCGAAUCAAAACACGAGACCCUGUCAUUACCGAAUCUUGGUGGUGGCAGGGGAGGCAAGAGUGGGGUCCGAAGGGAUGAGCAUUAUCGUUUAUUGUGGGAGGAAUUGGAGAAGCUUUUGAAGGCCCACGCUAGUACUUCUGCAAUGCAUGCUGAAGUGUUGAAUUGUCUACUAGAGGUGCGCAAUAAGGACGACAAGGACAAGGUUGAAUUGGAUCAAGCAUUGAGAGAAUUAGAUAGCCUUGGAAAAGAAGAGCCAACACGUGCCAGUGUAAUUCGCGCAACGACAGACUCCCCAAUGUCUCCACCUCCGAUAACACCAACACCUCUAGCAAAACAACUACAAAAAAGUGGCACUCCAAAAAGCCUCCUGGACAUUUGGCUCCAGCGUAGUGCCCCGAAAGAGAGACGACCUGAAUUUCACGGACGUAUCAACAGUGACGGAUCAAAAGCCAAACUUUAUCCCAAUCUCAAAGAUGCCAAUUGGGAACACCGGGAAGCUAUGCUGGAGGCAUAAAUCUCAUCAAUACACGCGAAGAGGCUCGGUAUGUAAAUAUGUCACGUAAAAAAUUGUCCACUCCAUAAUAAAUUAUGUACAUAAAUAUCGCAAAGAAAAAACAUCUCCGAAUAAAAAUGAUGAAUAAAUA
Molecule: messenger RNA, 2234 nt
Organism: Fopius arisanus
Lineage: Eukaryota; Metazoa; Arthropoda; Insecta; Hymenoptera; Braconidae
Gene: asun
Product: integrator complex subunit 13 asun
Biological process (GO): regulation of mitotic cell cycle; centrosome localization
Cellular component (GO): integrator complex
Source: RefSeq, a predicted model, not a curated record